AUGAGCAAACCAAGAAGUCAGUUGAAGCGCAGCACUGUUAUCCUAGACGACAAUAUGGUACGCGAAUACAAACUCGCUGUUGAGAAACUUGCGCCAGUGGAUCAGAGAAAUAAUACUAAUACCAGAUCAGAAUCUAGUAAGUCCAUCACCUCCAUGAUGACGAUGGACUCCGUAUUGUCACGUGAUAACUCCAUCAUGGACUUACUUCUGGAGCAACAGACGUUAGAGGAUGAGAAUGAGAAUGAUAUGGAAGUGGUUUUUCUGACAAAGGAUGAUACGAAUGCCGAUUUAGACUGGAACAUUUGGGAAGCAGAAAGCUAUGUUCUCACCAGAACCUCACUAGAGUUUCAAACGAAAUAG
Kluyveromyces lactis is the source of this 360-nucleotide messenger RNA. RefSeq lists its product as uncharacterized. The record is from RefSeq and is a predicted model, not a curated record. The transcript has a single exon. Bases 1 to 360 code for a protein of 119 amino acids. NCBI's taxonomy places the organism in Eukaryota, Fungi, Ascomycota, Saccharomycetes, Saccharomycetales, Saccharomycetaceae.